Ruditapes philippinarum (Manila clam) is the source of this 2870-nucleotide messenger RNA. RefSeq lists its product as uncharacterized. Gene Ontology annotation, molecular function: transcription corepressor activity. Gene Ontology annotation, biological process: negative regulation of gene expression. The transcript is spliced from 7 exons. NCBI's taxonomy places the organism in Eukaryota, Metazoa, Mollusca, Bivalvia, Venerida, Veneridae. The record is from RefSeq and is a predicted model, not a curated record. Bases 185 to 2554 code for a protein of 789 amino acids. Gene Ontology annotation, cellular component: nucleus; cytoplasm.
AUACGAGAAAGAAAUCGUAUUUUUUUACAUUAUAUAUUUACAACCGUGCAAUUAAACUGUAUAAUACCCGGGAUAUCAUGUAAAUCAAAAUGUUUAAGCAAACAUUUCACGUUAUUGAUUAGGAAAAAUAUCUUUAUUUCAAUUGAAAUAUUUGUAAUUAUUUCUACAGAACAUAAGAAUACACAUGACCCACUGUUUGCAAUUAGCUUCAGACAACGGACGUACAUCAAUCGCCUUUCCGGCAAUGGGAACGGGCUCAUUAGGUUAUCCAGCGGAACUCGUUGCUUCAGAAAUGUUCGGAUGUGUAGAGAGAUUUAAACUUGACCGCCCACAAACAACACUGAAAAUAAUCAAGUUCGUUAUUUACCACAAGGAUAUAGAACUCUUUCAGUAUUUCAAGAAAAUCGAAAUGUCAGGGAGAAGCUGCAGUCAAGUUAGAAUAGAAAUGGUUGGCACAGAAAAAAGUAUUAACAUGUUAAAAGAACGUUUGGAUGCAAAAGUUCAGGAAUUGCUGAAAUUGUCUGUCACAAAUCAGUCGGAUAUUUCCAAUGCAAGUUAUGUAAGUCAUAAGCAAAGAGAUGAAAAUAAACUUGCAUGUAGAGGCCUCGCACCCACAGAAAAGAAUUUUAGCAAGGGCAAUGCCCAUUGUUCUGCAUUGGAAAACCCGUCUGAAGAAAAUAAUGAGGUAGACGGGCGCAGGUCAUCAAAAGACUGUCUCAGGAAGCAAAGACAAAAGCAAAAAGAUGAAAAUAAGCUUGCUUGUAGUGGCCUUGCACCCACAGACAAGAAUUUUAGCAAAGACAAUGCCCAUUCUUCUGCAUUGAAAAAAACGUCUGAAGAAAAUAAUGAGGUAGACGGGCGCAGAUCGUCAAAAGACUGUCGCAGGAAUCAAAGACAAAAGCAAAAAGAUGAACAUAAACUUGCAUGUAGUGGCCUCGCACCCACAGAGAAGAAUUUUAGCAAAGACAAUACACAUUCUUCUGCAUUGAAAACGCCGUCGGAAGAAAAUAAGGAGGAAAACGGACGCAGAUCAUCAAAAGACUGUCACCGGAAUCAAAGAAUGUAUGAUAGAACAUUCUCAUGGACCACGGAUACUAAAUAUUUGAAAGUCUUCGAGGCAGAUCAAUGCAUGUUGCGAGUAUACAUGGGUGAUAUAUUAAAUGCUCCAGUUGAUUGUACGGUAAUUGCAAUAGAAGGGAAUCAACAACAUGACGUUGAUAAUAUCUCAGCCACUGACGUACAAGUGGUGAAAGAGGCAUGCUUUUUGAAUCGAAAAACGGAACAAACUGGUGCUUGCGUCAUACAAGCUGUUUUCCCAAGGUGGAUCAACUAUAAACCUAUGACAAGAUCGAACUUCACAAAAUGUGCUGAUGAUCUAAGGAAGACAACGCUCAAUUGCUUACAACUAGCCGAAAAUGAGAAUUGCACUAGUAUUGCAUUUCCAUCUUUAAAUUCAGGAAAGUUUGAUGUUCCUCAAGAGGUUUGUGCUGUUCAGUAUGCAGAGGCUGUAAAGAUGUUCACAAGGGAAAGAAGAAGCAAAAACGUAAAGGAAAUUCAUUUUAUUGACCAGAAUCGAAACAUGGUUGAGAUAAUUCAAAAGACUUUUCAGGACGUAAUUCAUGAUGGAAAGCAUUCGCCUUAUAACAUGAAUUUAUAUAUUGAAAGAUCUUCUGUGGACAAAAGUGGUGGUGCAUCAGUAACAGACAAUGAUAAGAAAUCGGCAACAAGAAAUACAGUUUGGAAAACGUCGAAAUAUAUUUCGUCCCAGCAGAACUUGCCAAAGAAAACGUUCGCUGAAUAUGACGAACAAGCCUCAUACAUUCAAGAUAGUAAAAAAUUAAAAUGCUUCUUUCCACCUGGAAAUGUGGUUGAAGUAUAUGAUGCAGACAUAUUGAGUAUAUCUGAUGUUGAAGCAAUAGUUUGUAGCGAAAAUAAACAAGGGGAAGCAAAAGGUAUGAUUGCUCAAGCAUUGUUAAAAGUAGGGGGAGAUCUUUACAGUUAUGCAAAGAUAAAAAAGUUUUCCAAGUUAAAAAUCAACUAUGGCGAUAUAAUUACGACACAAGGCGGAAAAUGUGGAUUUCAGUGGGUAAUGCACGCCAUUAUUACCAGAAAAUGCCAACCAAAUUUUGUUUCGAUCGUUUACAGGAAUGUUUUACUAGAAACAAAGAGGAAAAAUAUCUCUUCAUUGGCGUUACCAAUAUUGGGAACAGGUUGUGACGAUAUGGACGCAAUAGACAGCGCAAGGUUGUUGCUCUCUGAGUUGAUUAAGUUUUUCAACGAUAGUAAAAAUCUCCAUGUCCAUUUAUUUCUAAACGAUAAAGAUAUAGCGAGCUCAGUUAUAGAUGUUUUCAAAACACAUAUAACCAAAAUAAAACAGUCUCAUAAAAGUGAAGUUGAACCACGAACUGGACAUGUUUCUGUAGGUAUGGUGCAUGAGAGUCAUUCUUACGAGAACGAAACAGGAGACAUAAAAGAUGACGUGAAAACGAAAUCUGAUUCCUCUACAGUUGGUGUUCGGUUACCCAGAUGGUACUUACCCUCGAAGAGUACGUGAGAACUAGAAGUGAAAGGUGUCACCAUGGCGGAUAUUGACAAGAACUUCACAAAGAAGCUUGAUAAAGAUAAUUUUAGACAGAUCAUAAAAUAGAGGAGUGACAAUGGAAAUGUUGAAUGGAUCUUGUGUUUUUGUAGACUAUUUUGGAUCCAUUGAAGCAAAAGCAUUUAACAAUAAAUUGAAUUUUAAAUCAUAUUCGUGUUUGAAGCUGUUGGCAUGCAGUCACUUGAAAAUGUAUUACAUAAUCACAUUUGUACAUAUUUAUAGCUAUCAGACUAUAUAGUAACUUUGUGGCAAAGAAAUUGGACUAUAAUGG